AUGGAUGAAGGGGAACAUCAACAACAUGGCUACUACCAAUAUCCGUCCGUGCCUGGCCAUCCACGCCGAGUAGUACAGCAGCAAAUGUCUCCUGCACGCUCGCCGGAGAGUUUUCGACGGUCAGCCACUCAAUCUGUACGCCGGAACCGAGCGCAGCAACCACCGCAAACACAAGCACAAGCACCUAAUCGUGGAGGCGCAUCGUCCAGACGGAGAAUUCACCGUUCUUCUGGCACCGCAGCGUCACAUCACGGCAUUCCUCCCUCAUCAACAACAGCCGACCCAUUGCAGCAGAACGUAGCACUUCAAUUUCAGCAGCGCGCCCUCUCUCCAGAGUCUGUGAGACAUGUACAAUCACAACAAAUUGGCUAUCAGCAGCAACAGUAUGACACGGGGUUUCUCUACGGAUUCGAUCAGUCCGGAACAGCACAGAUGACUUACGGCAUAUCCUUAGCAGAGAAUCUUGGCGGUCUGCCCAGUGGUGGUGUUCGAUUUGGGGUUCCACAACAAUAUUUCCCAUCGGCGGACGUUGCCGAGAAUGUUUCUCAGUAUUUAUCUACACAAGAGCAACUUGCGGCAGAAUAUCAGCAUCAACAACAACGAAGUCCCCUGAAUCGACGAACAGAUACAAGUACGAUGUCUAGUUUCAAUCCUACGGGGAGCAUGGGAAGUAUGCAGCAGCAGGCUGUGCAGAAUAUGACGAAUUUGGAAGAUGCCUAUAACCAGUACCGACAAGCGUUAAUUACAGUAUUUGGGUAUACACAAAGAGGCCACCUGAACGAGGCUAGUCGAUUGCUGCUUGAUCUAUCCGCAUGGCUUAUUGAUAAUGCGCGGGACUUGGGUAAGAUCUUAUCCUUUUUUUGCCCCUAA
Talaromyces amestolkiae is the source of this 870-nucleotide messenger RNA. RefSeq lists its product as uncharacterized. The record is from RefSeq and is a predicted model, not a curated record. NCBI's taxonomy places the organism in Eukaryota, Fungi, Ascomycota, Eurotiomycetes, Eurotiales, Trichocomaceae. The coding region runs from base 1 to 870 and encodes 289 amino acids. The transcript has a single exon.